AUGUCCACCACAGCGACCUCUCUGGUCCCGACACCAGCAAGGUCCGCCUUCAACAAUGCGCUAGCCACAACCAAUAAUGCAGUCACCGCCGCGUCGAAAGCGCUGCCCACACCAAUGCAGACAGCACCAUCGACACCCACAACACAGCCAGCCGAAGCACGACCAUCACCCGGCACAUUCAGACACCCUCGCCUAGCGGAAAUCGUACGAAGACAGAACCAGACACUUCUCACACAAAGCAACGUCAGAUCAGCCGCCAUCAACGUCGCUGCCCUAGUCCUCUCAAUCGCCUUCAGAAGCAUACUGAGCACUAUAAUAACAACCCUCCUUAAACUCACCCCUCUCUCCGCCCCAACAGCCCGGGACACCGCCGCCACAAUACUCCUGACCCUCCGCAUCCUCUUCUUCAUCAACAUUCUCCUUUCCCUCCGCCAAUCGAUCCCCUACAUCUCCAAAACCGACACCAUAGACGACAUCCCACUCACGCCCUCCCAACGCGCCCUCCUGGGCCUUCCCGCCUCCGCCUCCGGGUCACCCGCUGUAUCACGAUCCGGCUCGCCUCUCGCGCCCCCGUCACCAGGCUUCUCGCCAAGUCCGACAACGGCACAAACACAACCAAAAGCGAGCGCCCCAUACUCGUACUCGCCUGCUGGGGAUCGGGGCAGUCCCUUGUUCCACAAGGCGAUUGAGCGGCAGCAGCGACGGCAGAGCCAAAGUGACUUCGACGUCUCGGGGCUUGGAAGAAGCUCAUUUGGAGAUAGCAGUGGUAGUGGUGGGCUGGGGAGGAGCCAGAGCGUCAAGGGCGGACCAGCGGCGGCGGCGAAGAAGGGUGUAAAUUUCAAGUGGCUGUAUGAUCAGGAGUACAAUCUUGCCGGCGGAGGCUUCAAGCGAAGCACUAUCGGCGCCGUUGGCAGCGGCAGAGGAUUGAGUUCGAGUCAGAGCAUGCAUUUCUAG
Cyphellophora attinorum is the source of this 954-nucleotide messenger RNA. RefSeq lists its product as uncharacterized. The record is from RefSeq and is a predicted model, not a curated record. The coding region runs from base 1 to 954 and encodes 317 amino acids. Lineage: Eukaryota; Fungi; Ascomycota; Eurotiomycetes; Chaetothyriales; Cyphellophoraceae. Gene Ontology annotation, biological process: spindle pole body duplication; protein import into nucleus. The transcript has 3 exons. Gene Ontology annotation, cellular component: nuclear pore transmembrane ring; nuclear outer membrane.